Molecule: messenger RNA, 3810 nt
Organism: Acanthosepion pharaonis
Lineage: Eukaryota; Metazoa; Mollusca; Cephalopoda; Sepiida; Sepiidae
Source: the annotation of a GenBank genome assembly
AUGCUUUUUUCUUUUUUUGGCUUUUUUUUUUUUUUUCUCUCUUUUUUCUUUUCUCUCUUUUUUUCUUUUCUCUUUUUCUUUCUUUUUCUUUUUCUUUUUUCUCUUUUCUUUUUUUCUCUUUUCUUUUUCUCUUUUCUUUUCUUUUUUCUUUUUUCUUUUCUCUCUUUUUUUUUUCUUUUCUCUUUUUCUUUUUUCUUUUUCUUUUUUCUUUUUCUUUUCUCUUUUCUCUUUUUUCUCUUUUUUCUCUUUUCUCUUUUCUUUCUCUUUUCUUUUCUCUUUUCUCUCUCUUCUCUUUUCUCUCUCUUCUCUCCUUUUUCUCUCUCUUCUCUCCUUUUUCUCUCCUUUUUCUCUUUUCUCUUUUUUCACUUUUCUUUUUCUCUCCUUUUCUCUUUUUCUCUUUUUCUUUUCUCUUUUCUUCUUUUCUUUUUUCUUUUUUUUGUUCUUUUCUCUUUUUUUCUUUUGUUCUUUUCUCUUUUUUUCUUUUGUUCUUUUCUCUUUUUUUCUUUUGUCCUUUUCUCUUUUGUUCUUUUUUCUCUUUUGUUCCUUCUUUUCUCUUUUGUUCCUUCUUUUCUUUUCUUCUUUUUUUUCUUUUCUUCUUUUUUUUCUUUUCUUCUUUUUUUUUCUUUUCUUCUUUUUUUUUCUUUUCUUCUUUUUUUUUCUUUUCUUCUUUUUUUUUCUUUUCUUUUUUUUUUUCUUCUUUUUUCUUUUUCUUCUUUUUUUUCUUUUCUUCUUUUUCUUUUCUUCUUUUUUUUUUCUUUUUUUUUUUUUCUUCUUUUUUUUCUUUUUUUUUUUUUUUUUUCUUCUUUUUUUUCUUUUCUUCUUUUUUUUCUUUUCUUCUUUUUUUUUCUUUUCUUUUUUUCUUUUCUUUUCUUUUUUUCUUUUCUUUUCUUUUUUUCUUUUCUUCUUUUUUUUCUUUUCUUCUUUAUACUUAAAUGUCAUUGUAUAUUGGCAGUCACCUUUCUCAUCUAUUUCCUAUUUUUACUAAUAGUUACUCUUUUGAAAAGUGUAGUUUUGAUAGCACUGCUGUCUGAUAUCUACAUCUUUCUUUCCCCUAUUAGCCCUCUCUCACUCUCUGUUCGCUCAUUUACUUUCUUUUCUGUAUUUUACUCAAGAAAAAUUGUUCUACAAAGGGCUCUCUUAGCCCGGAUUACAUAUACCCACCUUUCCCGUUUAAUUAUCUUUCUACUUUUUGUACUUGUUUUUGUUCCCCUGCUCUCACACCAUUAUCUCUCAAAAAUUGGCGAUGAGAGCAGUUCUGGAACCCGAACUAACUCCAAACCUGACCCUUUUGCCGGGGAUAUUGAAAAAACUGAAAAGAUUGAUCUCUACAUGCAUGUUGAAGAGCUGAAAAAAAUUCGUGCCUCUGUCAACAAUGAAUUGCGUUCGCUUGAGAGCAAACGUCUGCGUCUUCGGACCGAACUGUCUGGCUACAACACUAACAUCCAUCGUUUGAAAAAUGAACAUGAAAAACUGCAGAAGGAUCUGGAACGCCUAAAAAUCACAAUUGAGACAGUCAAGAUGGAAAAGGAGGAAAUGAUGCAGCAUAACAUGCCUGUGCUUUCAGCCCCCAAACAAAUACUCCCUAACAUUUCAGAUGAGGUAUACAUCCCUCCCCCUAAAUAUCCCAUCACAUGCCAAAUGCACAAUUGCUUUGAUUAUUCCCGCUGUUCUCUUACCUCAGGUUUCCCUGUAUACAUUUACAACCCCCAAAAAUACCUGAUUGGAAAACACACAAAUAUUGAUCUGCUCAUGUCUCUAAAACAAUCAAAGCUGAUCAAAGACUAUGCAACUCCUGACCCCAGUGCUGCAUGCGUGUAUCUUGUAUUCAUUGGGGAGCUUCGGGGAGUAAGGGCAAGAUCUUUGCAAAUGUUUUUCUCGGGCUUGCCAUACUGGCGCGGUGAUGGACGCAAUCAUAUUUUGGUCUCUUUCAGUCGUCGUGCAGCCGAUUCGGAACUGUUGAGUCAUGUGAACACAGGCCGUGCUAUCCUUGUUCAGAAUACAUUUGCUCUGAGUUCAUUUCGCCAAGAUUUCAAUAUUUUGGCGCCGCCGUUUAUCAAGGCCUGGUCGAGCAGCAGCAGUUGGAAAGACAUGACACUGAUGUCACCAAUCCAACGUAAAUAUCUUCUUAGUUUUGCUGGGGAGCACCCUGAUGCUAAAUCGGCUUCCCCCACUGUUCAGAAAACCAGAGUUGAUAUUGAACCUGAUUCAGACUAUGAAGAAAAAACUGAUCCCUUCUCCUUUGACUUUUCCUGCAAAACUUCAGUCAUGGAGAAGCUUGCCAUUUCAGGUGAAUGGUCAUACUGUGAGAGUGAGAACUUUCGCCGGGAAAUGGUGAAACAGUCCACAUUCACAUUGAUCAUUGCCUCAACAAAUACAUCAUUCAUAUCAACGCCCCUGCUACAUAUCAGACUGCUCGAAGCAUUAAGGUUUGGGUCCAUUCCAGUCAUUUUGGGCAACUAUGUUCGUCUACCUUUUGCGGAGCUGCUGGACUGGCGCAAAGCAGCAAUCAUUCUCCCAAAACCGAGAAUAACAGAACUUCACUUUCUUCUGCGGACUUACACAGACACCUCUAUAGCAGAGAUGCGUCGUCAAGGACGUUUUCUCUGGGAGACUUACUUUAUCACAUUGGACCGUGUAGUAGCUACAAUUCUGGCCACAGUGCGGACAAGACUUCAAAUUCCAGCAGCCUCUGCCCCUCAGGCACCUUCACCAAGUUUCCCUAAUGUGACUCUUGUACAAAUGAAGUUGGAAACUCAGGAUAUUGAGCCAGAGACGGACGAUGUCCUUGGACCAAUAGAACCUCCAUUUCCAUCAGAAUCAUUUAGUCAUAAUUUUUCACAAAUUCGGAUAUAUGAAACAUUUAAUCAGCAUGGAGAUCCUUUUCAUUGUUUUGCUUCAACACCAUAUGAACCUGUCCUCCCAUCAGAAGCAAAAUUCUUUGGUUCUGGGUAUGGAUUUCGUCCCAUAAACAAAGGCGCUGGUGGUGCUGGCAAGGAAUUCAGUGAAGGGCUUGGUGGCAAUGUACCCCGAGAACAAUUCACAGUUGUGAUGUUGACUUAUGAACGGGAAGCUGUGUUGGUCAGUGCCCUGCAACGAUUAAAAGGUGUACCCCAUCUCAACAGGGUGGUAGUUGUGUGGAACAGCCCCAAACCUCCUUCUCCUGAUCUCCACUGGCCAGACAUUAAUGUUCCUAUAAGUGUGGUGAAAACAGAUCGCAACACACUGAACAACAGGUUCCUACCAUUUGAUGUCAUAGAGACGGAAGCCAUAUUAAGUAUUGACGAUGAUGUUCACCUCCGACACGAUGAGAUUAUUUUUGGUUUUAGAGUGUGGCGUGAAUCUCGGGAUCGUGUUGUUGGUUUCCCUGGCCGUUAUCAUGGUUGGCACGCUGCUGAAAAGGCUUGGCACUACAAUGCCAGUCAUUCUUGUGAAUUGUCCAUGGUGUUAACAGGCGCUGCUUUCUUCCAUAAGUAUUAUGCCUACAUGUAUUCGUAUGUCAUGCCACAAGCCAUUAGAGACAAGGUGGAUGAUUAUAUCAACUGUGAAGACAUUGCUAUGAACUUUUUAGUUGCACAUCUGACCAGAAAACCUCCAAUCAAGGUCACUUCACGCUGGACAUUCCGUUGCCCUGGUUGUUCCCAGGCUCUGGCUAAAGAUGAAACCCACUUUGAGGAACGGCACAAAUGCAUCAACUUCUUUGCUAAAGUCUAUGGCUAUAUGCCGCUUCUAUAUACACAGUUUCGUGUCGACUCUGUUCUUUUCAAGACAAAAAUUCCACGGGACAAACAGAAGUGCUUCAGAUUUAUCUAA